AUGAACGACACAGAACCUAAUGAUUUUGACUUGAAGAAUAAUUCAGCAGGGAAAACAGUCACGCUGAAACAUCCUGGAUCUGAUGCCAAAUCCGUAAUACCUCAACAUCACCCUGAACUCACUGUGAACCACGAGGAAAGGAGCAAUUUGACUAAUGGAGAGGUUGAAGGUGUAAUUAAUGAUCACGGCCUAGUGCCGAGUUCAGAGGAGGAGCACUCUCUCCAGCCCGGGCUCCGUUUGGAGACGGAUGUCGGCGAGGAUCUGCCUGAGAAGACACAGGGUCGCCCACACUGGCUCACAGAACCUGAGGUCGGCGGGUCGGGACCUCGGUCUCGCAGGAGGAGGAGCUGGCUGUGGAACCAGUUCUUUGUGAUCGAGGAGUACAGAGGACCGGAGCCUGUGCUCAUCGGACGGCUGCACACGGACAUGGACAGCGGACACGGCCAGACCAAGUACAUGUUGGAGGGAGAGGGGGUGGGCUCCGUGUUUGUUAUCGACGGCAACACGGGCAACAUACAUGUCACCAAGUCUCUGGACCGCGAGGAGAAGGACCAGUACCGUCUCGUCGCCACGGCGACAGACCGACAGACCGGCCGAGCCCUGGAGCCCUCCUCCGAGUUCAUCAUCCGAGUGCAGGACAUCAACGACAACCCGCCCAUCUUCCCCAGUGACACCUAUGUCGCCAUGGUGCCGGAGAUGGCCAACAUUGGCACCUCCAUAAUCCAAGUCACUGCCAGAGAUGCCGAUGAUCCCACGUAUGGAAACAGCGCCCGGCUGGUGUACGCCAUCACUCAGGGACAGGACUAUUUCUCCGUGGAUGCUCAGACAGGCGUCCUGCGAACAGCCGUGCCUGACAUGGACAGGGAGACCCGGGAUGAGUAUCUGGUCGUCCUCCAGGCCAAAGACAUGGGGGGGCAUCUGGGCGGAUUAUCCGGGACCACAACCGUCACUGUGAAGCUGAGCGACGUCAACGACAACCCCCCUCACUUCAGGCGGAGCGCGUGGUCGUUCUCUGUGUCUGAGCUGGCAGCACCGGGGGUGGAGGUGGGACGGCUCACUGCCGCGGACCCUGAUCUGGGGGAAAACGCGCAGCUGGAGUUCACCAUCCUGGAUGCGGAGGAGGCUGAGAUAUUCAACAUUACAGCGAGAAACCGAGAGGGCAUCAUCGAGCUCAACAAGCUACUGGAUUACGAAACCCGCAACUCCUAUACUUUCUCCGUGGAAGUUGCCAACCCUAUAGUGGACGCCCGGUACCUAAGGAAAGGUCCCUUUAAGGACCAAGCAACGGUCCGGGUCAUGAUCCUUAACGCUGAUGAGCCCCCCCAGUUCUCCCAGGCCCGGUACCAUCUGGACGUGUCUGAGAACUGCCCCCCUAUCUGUUCUGUGGGCCGGGUCUCUGCCGUCGACCCAGACACGGGACAAAGCUCCAACAUCAGGUACUCCAUUGAUCCGCAGUCAGACCCCGAGGCUCUGUUCCGCAUCGCCUCUGACACGGGCUCCAUCAGCACGGUGAUGGAGCUGGACCGCGAGCUGGAGCAGUGGCACAACAUCACCGUCAUCGCCACACAGAGGGGUACGUCGGCCCCUUCGGCCCUCGGGGGGGCAGAGCUCACCGGAGUCAUAUUUCACAGAAAGCGAAAGCGCCCCGGGGUCGGCAGCACAGUGUACAAUCCCAAUCUUCAGUCAAGGGUUGUGGUUGCCAUAGAGACACUAGACCAGAAUGACAAUGCCCCAGAGCUGGACAGGCAGUACUCCACAUCUGUGUGUGACUCCAGCGUCCCCGGUCAGGUAGUUCAGGUUCUGCGAGCCAUCGACAGGGACCAGGGAGGACAGGACACGCCGAUCCACUUCAACAUCCCCCCAGAGUCCAGCUCGGCCCUCAAUCUCACCAUCAGGGAAUCUGGAGGUGUGACAGCCAGCCUGGUGCUCCAGUCGGCUUUGGAUCCCCUCCCUGGCUUCUCCUCUUCCUUACACACCCUCUACGUGCCGGUCGUGCUCCGUGACGGAGCCUCGGGUCUGACCAACACUGGCACCGUCACUGUGACCAUUUGUCCCUGUUUGCAAGGGGGCAUGCAGACGGAGGAUAGGGGGAGACAGAGGGACAGGCGAUGGGAGAGACACAUGGUUUGUCUGCCCAUGCCGUCCGCCUCUCCGUCUCUCAUAUUCAGUUUGGUCACCCUGCUCGCCAUGCUGGCGUGUGUCACCACUCUGCUGGUGGUGUGUGCACUCUCGCUGUCAUUGCGCCAUCAGAAGCGAGACUCCCACUCACCCUUCGAGGAGGAUGAUGUCAGGGAGAACAUCAUCUCCUAUGAUGACGAGGGGGGAGGGGAAGCGGACACCGCCGCUUUUGACAUCACAGCACUGCAGAGCAUGCACAGAAUGCAGCACAUGCACAACAGAAACAUAUGGUACACCCAACAGAAUCCGCCGAGGGCCAGGGCGUACAGCUGGAGCCGUAACCCGCGCCCCGGCCUGGACCCUCAGCAGAGGCCGGGCUCUGCUCCGCUCUACGGGCGCCUCUGCUACGGCAUCCACACGCUGCCUGUUCUCCGAGAUUAUCCAGCCGGGCCACUGGAGGCAGGGCUGCAGUUAACACAGCUGACCCACGGGAUCACCGGAGGUCAUAUUGGCAAUUCCCUUGUCAUCCAGAACCAGAGCACCUUUGAGCCGCUGCUUCACUCUCCUGAGACGAGCCCUGCUAGUUAUGAAGCAGAACACAUUCUGGCGAAGAGCAAUGUUACCAUCAGAAAUGAAGGCGGUGAAGCGAAUGAAAAAGCAGAUACAAAAGAGAAUCUGGAUCAGGCCAAGACCAACCCAACAGAAGCAGCACCAGCCGACGCUGACGCAAAUCUGAACUACUCUGACCCAAAUGAGUCUUCGCUCCAAAGUCACGCCAGCUCCUCAUCAAACCAGCAUGAGGGGCGGCCGGGGUCAUCGCAGACUCAGAUCAGCACGGGAGCCACCAGCUGCACCCUGGAUGACAUUGAUACUGAUUGCUCCAUUCCCUCCGUCUCAGAGAGAAAUUAUUCAAACGGUAGUCAGAUUCACUCUGUGAACCCUCCUGUUUACCCCAAAUCAGACACGUACAGCAUCGUGGGCUCGCUCAAUCCCAACAGCAGGGGGACGUGCAUGAACGGGACGAGCAGCGGCGGGUUGUACCCAGCGGGGGUGCAGCUACUGAACAUGUGCAGUCUCCAGAGAAAGGAUUUGACCCCGCAACCUUUGCCCUUACCUGGGGCCGUGUUUGGAAGCAACACAGGCUGGCCGUUCAGGCCGGAGCCUGCGACGGCUGAAGCCUCUGACCCGCAGCCUCUCUGUAUGGAAGACCUCCUGAACUUCCGCCUGAAUCAGGUGACCUUUGACCUGUCACAGCCUCCAUAUGACUCACUGCAGACUUACGAGUUUGAGGGCCGUGAUUCAAGAGCUGAGUCACUGAGCUCGCUGGAGAGCGACAGGGAAAAGGACGAUGGGCGGGUGGUGGGAGGGAUGGAGGAGUUGAACCAGAAGUUUCAGAGGCUGGUGGAGAUCAUCCGAGAGAGGGAGAGGGAGAAGGAGGCGGAGAGAGGAGAGAUGCGGGCAGCUGAGGAAGCUGAGACCGCAGAGGCCGCUCUGAGCGAGACUCAUAAACAAACAGAGAACCAAAAAAAGGAAAUACAGAGAUGGGAUUUCUAG
Molecule: messenger RNA, 3672 nt
Organism: Limanda limanda (common dab)
Lineage: Eukaryota; Metazoa; Chordata; Actinopteri; Pleuronectiformes; Pleuronectidae
Gene: cdh24a
Product: cadherin-24
Exons: 13
Coding region: 1-3672 (1223 amino acids)
Biological process (GO): cell-cell junction assembly; adherens junction organization; cell morphogenesis
Cellular component (GO): adherens junction; plasma membrane; catenin complex
Molecular function (GO): calcium ion binding; cadherin binding
Source: RefSeq, a predicted model, not a curated record